Molecule: messenger RNA, 572 nt
Organism: Silurus meridionalis
Lineage: Eukaryota; Metazoa; Chordata; Actinopteri; Siluriformes; Siluridae
Product: cocaine- and amphetamine-regulated transcript protein-like
Exons: 3
Coding region: 126-515 (129 amino acids)
Biological process (GO): cellular response to starvation; G protein-coupled receptor signaling pathway; negative regulation of appetite
Molecular function (GO): neuropeptide hormone activity
Source: RefSeq, a predicted model, not a curated record
CACACUCUUCCUAUCUCUGUGCUGUAAUUGGGACGUGGCCCGAGAGAACUUUCUGAACGACAGGUUACAGGUCAGAAUGAAUGAUUUAUAACGUGGCGUCAGGACGAGUAUAAAGAGCCGCAGCGAUGUGGUGUGAGCCCUCAGUUUCACCACACACACACACACACACAUACAACGUGAUCUUCAUCACCAUGACCAGCGUCUGCCUCGUCCUCAUCAGCGCCACCUUGUGUGUGUCAGCAGUGUUGUCAUGCUGUGAUGAGUCGCUCGAGCAGCGUUCUGUACACACCACCAUCAUCAAAACCCAACAGGAGAAAGACCUGAUGGAGGCUCUGCAGGCGGUUCUGGAAAAAUUAAAAAACAAACAAUUACCAAACACCACCAAGAAGUUCGGCCAGCUACCCUCUUGUGAUGCGGGUGAGCAGUGCGCAGCGCGUAAGGGGGCGAGGGUGGGCAAACUGUGCGGCUGCCCCCCCGGGACCACCUGUGACUUCUUCAUUAUGAAAUGCCUCUGAGGAAGAGCAGAAAAGCCCUACACAUAACGUGUACACACCUCUGCUGUUUCACUUACA